AUGAUAGAGAAUGAUGAGGCUGACAACUAUUCUGUCGGGACAACUAGGUGGACGAGAAGUGAAGCAGAGGAGGAGGAAUACCGCCUGGAGAAGAAACCUAGGCCGGAAAAUGAGAAUGAUGACGCCUUGGUGACAAGCCGAUUCGCCAAGGGAGUGGCAGGUAAGGAGAAAGCCCCAGAGGAAAGGAGGCCGGAGAAGCACGAAAAGAAACAUGGCAAAAGGCCUGAGCCCUACCGACAGCCCUGGGAGCGAAGGGACCAAAGACCUUUUCCUCCCCGGGUCUCAGAACAGAAACCACUCCCUUCAUGGGUUCCGGAGAAGCCGACGCCACUUAAUGCCUCUAGAGCCGAAGUGCUCAUAGCUGUCCAAGACAAAGAAUUCUUACAAUGGCCCAAACCUCUGAAAGCGGAAGCCGACCAGCGAAAUCCUGACAAAUAUUGUCAGUUCCAUCGUACUCAUGGCCACGACACCAAUAACUAUUUUCAGUUGAUCGCAGAAAUUGAGAGGUUGAUAAAAAGAGGACACCUGAAGAACUUCGUGAAGAAACCAGAAGGACAGAGACCUCAGCCCAGUCCGGCAGUCCAAACGCCGAGAAGAACGGGAGCUAACCCUGUAAAUGACGGGUCCAGUGGGACCAUUAAUAUGAUCGUAGGAGGCACUGGGGGCCGGAUGAGUCGAAGGGGGAAAAAGAGGAGUAGAGAGGGAGAAAACAGCAACGCUGAGGUCAUGCAGAUCGUCGAACACUCUUCAACGACCAUCACUUUCUCCUCGGAGGACGCUCAGGGUGUUCAGAUGCCUCACGACGACGCCCUUGUCAUUGAUGCUAUCAUUCACAACUACCGGGUAAAGAAGAUCUUAGUGGAUGACGGAAGCAAGGUGAACCUACUGCCUUACCGAGUCUUCCAGCAGAUGGGGAUUCCUGAAGAGCAAAUGAUUCGGGACCAGGCCCCGAUUAAAGGGAUUGGAGGAACACCAGUGACGGUGGAAGGGAAAGUAAAGCUAGCCCUCACUUUGGGAGAGGCACCAAGGACUCGCACCCAUUAUGCGGUGUUCUUGGUGGCUAAACUCCCUCUAAGUUACAACGCGAUCCUGGGAAGACCUGUGCUGUUUGACUUUGAGGCCGUCACCAAUAGCAUAUGUUCUACUACUGGCAGUCCGAAAGUUCAGGGUUUAUCUGGAAGGCCACCAAGGAGUAGUAAUGACAGAUCAACCUUUGAAGAAGAUUCUGCAUAG
Manihot esculenta (cassava) is the source of this 1233-nucleotide messenger RNA. RefSeq lists its product as uncharacterized. Lineage: Eukaryota; Viridiplantae; Streptophyta; Magnoliopsida; Malpighiales; Euphorbiaceae. The coding region runs from base 1 to 1233 and encodes 410 amino acids. The record is from RefSeq and is a predicted model, not a curated record. The transcript is spliced from 3 exons.